This is a messenger RNA of Mycotypha africana, 493 nucleotides long. RefSeq lists its product as uncharacterized. The transcript is spliced from 2 exons. Lineage: Eukaryota; Fungi; Mucoromycota; Mucoromycetes; Mucorales; Mycotyphaceae. The record is from RefSeq and is a predicted model, not a curated record. Bases 230 to 433 code for a protein of 67 amino acids.
CAACAAUACUGGUUGUGGUAAGUGCUUGUUCAAUUGAAUCAACAGCUUCAACAACAGCGAAUAGCCUUGUCAUGACUGCGUUGAAUGGUAUAGUUGUUGUUGUUAUAAAAGCUUAUGUACAUCUUCUAAACCAGUUGGGUUGCUUUCCUGUCGAACUAUAUCACAAAUAAUCCGAUCCCAAGUUCGUAUCAACUUUAUCUAUUGCUCAGAUGAUUUCUGUCGUUUCUCGAUGGUGAGAUGUCUUUUGACAAGUGGGACGAUAAGCUGCAUCAGCAUAUUCUUUCUUUGUUUGCUUCAGUUCAUAAAGGUUUCUCAUUGCAUCUUGCAGGAAAUCGAGAUUUCUGUCUUAGAAGUAGUUGAAAGGAAACUGUUCGUUACAAACUUUUGUUAUCUGCCUCUUAUAUUAAAACUUUUGUACACGAGGAAUCAUUAGCUCUUUUUUGAGUUUUUUCUCUUCACAGCAGCCACAAUGGUGAUGUGUUAUCGAUUGGUG